AUGAUGUCGUACAGAGACUUUCGUGUUUCACACGUAUUGUCACACCAUCUUUAUACUAAUACUUUGAUGGAUUUUGAAAUAAGCUCGCUGGAACCAAUUCUAUUUUUUAAUCCAAGGAAGGAUAAACCUAUACAUGCGAAGUUUGGACUUUUUACGGAAUUUUUAUUUUUUCCGUUCAUAUUCCCCUUGAGUUUUAUUAAAAGGAGUUUAUCGAUAUUUCUCAGAAAAGGUUUUUACAAAGAACAUUACCGUUGGCAUGAUGUCCUAAGUUUCCUUCUGCCUUUAUGGAUGUGGGUAGUUACAGGAAGUGCUCUGGUAACAGUUAUAUACCAUUGGCUGUAUAUCGUUUGCACGAGUAGUUUAUUAUUUCAUUUAAUUGGGAUCAAUGCUGCUCACCAUCAUCCUGAUGCUAUAAAAGAUGGAGAUCAGCCAAGGAGUGAAACUCCAGACUGGGGCGAGCACCAAUUGGAAGCACUUCUUGAUCGUAAAGAUAUAAACUCGAACACAUUUGCCGUGGUUACGCUUUUUGGAGAGCAUGCCCUACACCACAUGUUUCCAACUAUUGAUCAUUCAGUACUCAAAUAUUUACAUCCUGUCUUUUUGAAAGUAUGUGAAAAGUAUAAAGCCAACUAUAGGAUGUCAACGCAGUUUCAAAUGGCACUCGGACAAAUUAAGGAAACUAUGCGUACUGACUUUAGAGCUUUAAGU
Molecule: messenger RNA, 708 nt
Organism: Iphiclides podalirius (scarce swallowtail)
Lineage: Eukaryota; Metazoa; Arthropoda; Insecta; Lepidoptera; Papilionidae
Source: the annotation of a GenBank genome assembly